UUCAUUCCUUUCUUUCUUUCUUUUGAGAUUUUUAUACCCUUUUCAGUUCAGCAAAUUCUAUUCGGAUUCAAUCGAUGGUAGAAGUUACUUUCAAGGCCGAGAUCACGCACCCGAUCCCUAAGGCCAGGUUGGUCGAGGCUUUUCUCGAAGCCAAGGGCUUCUUCCCCCACACCCUCCUACCAGCCAUAAAAAAUGCCGACAUCCAAGAGACGAUUUCUGUCGAAGGCAGACAGCGCAGGACGGUGAGACACACGGUUAAAGCGCCGGACCAGGAGCCCUUCCUCUACAACCACUCGACCGUCGAUCGUGAUGAGCAGGGCAGAAUCUCCAAGGAAACCAGCCAUGAGGUGAAGAUCGUUGCGUUGCCCCUGGAGGGCGGCUCGGUCUGUAAGUACGCGGGCAGGUGCUUCACCGUCGGCCAAGGGGAUAUCACGGAGGAGGAGAUGAUCGGGGCCAUGAGAGAGAAGGCGUCCGUGAUGUUCAGGGCCAUCCAGGCUUAUCCGGAGGCGAAAUCCAUGGAACCCAAUCCUGCUCCAAUGGCUCCGCCAAGGAGAGUUCGCUAUGUGGAUUAGCGAAUAUGAUGGUUCUGGGAAAUGUCUCGUAAAAUUACUGUACUUGCUUCGUUCGCAAGCCCAUAUGAAGUGUUGUCCGAAUAAACUUUGGUCCGAUGUGGUCCUCGAUUGAGUGAUUAUCGUA
Molecule: messenger RNA, 696 nt
Organism: Eucalyptus grandis
Lineage: Eukaryota; Viridiplantae; Streptophyta; Magnoliopsida; Myrtales; Myrtaceae
Product: major strawberry allergen Fra a 1.08-like
Exons: 2
Coding region: 75-572 (165 amino acids)
Biological process (GO): abscisic acid-activated signaling pathway
Molecular function (GO): signaling receptor activity; abscisic acid binding; protein phosphatase inhibitor activity
Source: RefSeq, a predicted model, not a curated record